Molecule: messenger RNA, 1206 nt
Organism: Thermochaetoides thermophila DSM 1495
Lineage: Eukaryota; Fungi; Ascomycota; Sordariomycetes; Sordariales; Chaetomiaceae
Exons: 1
Coding region: 1-1206 (401 amino acids)
Source: RefSeq, a predicted model, not a curated record
AUGCACUACAUAAAGUUACUGCGACCGCCUGAGGUCGAAGAAGGGAGGGCCAAGGGCUCCCGACAACCGUCACUCAAGAUCGUUCUCGCUAUCACAACCGACCUGGGCGAUGCUUACCUCUCCCCCCGUGAUCCCAUCCCACUGUCAGUAAUCGGUGCAUACGUCGAAAAGAAGGAUGGUCGAGAGCGACUCGUCCCUGUCAGUCUUCCGCUGAUCUUACCACAUGGCACCAUUUCCCAGGAUGCACCUAAGUGGCAAGCGGGCAUGCGAGUGCUGAAGUUCAGUGUCGCGCUGCCCCUUCAACCGCUCAAGACUGUCCAAAUUCGUCCAUUCAGUCCACAGCUCACCGCACUGAGUACUGGAGACAUUUGCGCGGCCAAGCAAGGUCUGAUCAUGGCUGCAUAUUCUGACGUCACUCAGCCUGGAGGCUUGCUUGCUCCUUCGGUGUGUUUUCGAAGCUUAAGACUACCCGUGGCUGGCCAGCUGCUUCAGUUUGAAGAGGAUAUUGGCGACAGCAUUGCCCGCCAUAUCUGGGACGGAGGUGUUGUUACAGUCUCUUUGCUUGCCGACAUGUGCCUGGAAAGCAGCGGCCGGACCGGCAGGAACAUUCUGCCAGCUGUCCGCAGCAUAUUAACGGACAGCUCACAAGGGCCCCUUAACAUCCUAGAGAUUGGAUGUGGCAUUGGUGUUUUAGGUAUCGGGCUCGCGCGCACCUUGUCAUUGAGACACAAUGCAGGGACCACUCGCGUUCUAAUGACAGACCUUCCGGAGGCAGAGGAGAAAGCCCGGGCCAACAUAGCUCGCCAAAUUGGUGCCCAAGGUGCUGGGUUGGUCGAUUUGGACUUUGAACCCUUGGAUUGGGAAGAUGGAAAGAACGGAGUGUUUGGGGAGAAAGUUCAAUCGCGUUCUUGGAACCUUGUGGUUGUCAGUGAUUGCACCUACAACACUGACACUUUGCUGCCCUUGGUGAAGACAUUCUCGGCCAUCCGCAGGCAUUCUGCUAGCCAAUCUUUGGGCGACAAUCGGCCUGUUGAAACCAAGAUCUUCCUCGCAACGAAGCCGAGACACUCGUCGGAGAGGGCCUUCUUUAAACUGAUGUCCGAUGAUGGAUGGAUAACUAAGGAGCAGGCCGCAUUACCUCUUCCAAUGCUUGAUGGCGAACAGCAAUCGGUAGAGCUUUAUCUCUUCGAGAAAAUGCAGUCUUGA